UUUAUUUCUGCAGCGGAACUGUGUGGUCAGUUAUAAAUAAUUAGCAGAUUAACUUCCGUGUCCGUGAACUCACUGCUGCUUCCGUAUCAUGUGAAGUUCCCCUCGUUGGACGGUCCACUGCUGCCACGAACAAACUCUCAUAACAAUGCGUGCGACUCCCGAGGAGUUCACGACGCUGAUUUCAGACCUAGAAUAUUUUCUCUCCGAUGGAUUAAAAGGGGAAAAUCUAAGCAAGAAGGCAAAAGAGAAGAGGGACGCCUUCAUCAAGCGGAUUAAAGAGGUCAAGUUGGGUUUCCCACACGAUUUCAAGGACAAAAGUGGAGAUGACUCCGAUGAUGAGGAGGAAGUUGACAGCAACAACGAUGGAGGGUCACUGCAGUCAGAGCGCGCCGACAAGGAUGAAGAUGCUUUUGACGGUGGCCAUCAGUCCCCACCUGUGGCGGCUCAGGACCUGACAUCUGUCUUUAAAGCGGGAUACCUUGAGAAGCACAGAAAGGAUCACAGUUUUUUUGGCACCGAGUGGCAGAAGAGAUGGUGCUCUCUAAGUCAUCAUACCUUCUACUAUUAUGGCAGUGAAAAAGACAAGCAGCAGAAGGGGGAGUUCAGUAUCGAUGGGUACACUGUCCAAAUGAACAGCACCUUACGGAAAGACUCAAAGAAAGACUGUUGCUUUGAAGUAACGGCUCCAGACAAGCGAGUCUAUCAGUUCUGUGCGUCAUCGCCGAAAGAGGCGGAGGAAUGGGUGAAACAGAUAGACUUUGUUUUGAGAGAUAUGACGGGAAUCAUCCCAGAAGAUGAAGAGGAGGAACAGGAAGUGUACGACGAUGUUGGACCCAUGGAAGAUAUAGCUGAGUCUGAGCUGAUCGAUGAAGACAUCUAUGAAGUGCUCCCAGAGGAUGACAUGCCCGCUCCAGCAAAGCCUCCUCCAAAGUUGGAGCCAGCCGCGAAACCUGCUCCUCCUGCUUCAGUUGAUAAAAGCAAAGACUACCCCAACUUCUACCAGGGCUUAUGGGACUGUGCGGGGGGCCACCCAGAUGAGUUGUCCUUCAGGCGUGGAGAUUCCAUCUACAUACUGAGCAAGGAGUACCAGAGCUUUGGCUGGUGGGUCGGAGAGAAGAAUGGAACAGUAGGAAUCGUCCCCAAAGACUUCCUGAUGGAGCUUUACGCCCUAUAAAUACACCUCAUGAUCAUUCCCUCCCGUAUCAACUGUAGAAGACUGAUGAUUGGAUGAAAAGAUUUUCCUAUGACUGAAAUACAUAUUUAGGAGUAUUUUUCUACAGUAUCUGCAUGUUGCACUGCUUGUUUGUAUUUGUUUCCUAUCCAAGAUACAGUUAUUCCACACUAUUUCACUCACUGCUUUUGGCAAAUUUGAAAUUUUGCAAAUGGUUAAAAAAUUAAAGAUUUAAACAUA
Anarrhichthys ocellatus (wolf-eel) is the source of this 1411-nucleotide messenger RNA. RefSeq names its product src kinase associated phosphoprotein 2 (gene skap2). Bases 146 to 1174 code for a protein of 342 amino acids. The record is from RefSeq and is a predicted model, not a curated record. Gene Ontology annotation, molecular function: protein binding. The transcript has 13 exons. Gene Ontology annotation, cellular component: cytoplasm; plasma membrane. NCBI's taxonomy places the organism in Eukaryota, Metazoa, Chordata, Actinopteri, Perciformes, Anarhichadidae.